Messenger RNA from Danio rerio (zebrafish), 737 nucleotides. NCBI's taxonomy places the organism in Eukaryota, Metazoa, Chordata, Actinopteri, Cypriniformes, Danionidae. The record is from RefSeq and is a predicted model, not a curated record.
AGCCGGCGAACACACCACACACACGCUGAACUGCAGAGAAGAAGAGCAGAAACACACCUGAACAAACAGAAGCUCCAGCACAGCACCUGUCAGAAAUGGACGUUGCAGAACCCGUUGAGAAGAGAGGAGGACCACCAAAGUUCAAGCAGAGGACCACUCGCACCUUCAAGAGCAAGGCUCCCAAACCCGGACAGAAGGGCUUCGGAGACGACAUCCCAGGAAUGGAGGGUCUCGGCACAGACAUCACUGUGAUCUGCCCGUGGGAAGCGUUUGGAGACAUGGAGCUCAGCGAUCUGGCCAAAUAUGGCAUUCUGUAAAUGAUGUUAAAUCUACAGUAAAAUCAGCAGCUCAGAGGAUCAUUUAUUCAUCACACACACACCGGCGGCGGCAGCAGGCGCUCUCAGGCCAACACACACAGAGAAACGGAUGGACUGAAUGGAUAUACGGAGCAGUUUUCCUCAGGGAGGAGCUGCUGUUCUUCAGCUGGAGCUCCAGAUUGGGUUUAAUCCCUCUCCUAUUGCCUGUAGCACAGCAGAGAAAUAAUGUGAUCAAAUCUGCUUUAUUUUCUUCAACUGUGCAUGAGAUUGUGUUUGUGCCUGAUUGAUUUGACAUAAAACACACAAAAAUAAAGAUUUAUUUUCCCAUAAGUGUGUGUGUGUGUGUGAUGAGUAUUGUGUGUGUCCAAUCUGACAGACUGUCUUUAAACUGGUUCAGCAUUAAACUCCUUCAUCUACAAA